Messenger RNA from Neomonachus schauinslandi (Hawaiian monk seal), 1200 nucleotides. It is a transcript of the gene DNAJC18, whose product is annotated as DnaJ heat shock protein family (Hsp40) member C18. NCBI's taxonomy places the organism in Eukaryota, Metazoa, Chordata, Mammalia, Carnivora, Phocidae. The coding region runs from base 113 to 1189 and encodes 358 amino acids. Gene Ontology annotation, molecular function: Hsp70 protein binding. The transcript has 8 exons. Gene Ontology annotation, cellular component: endoplasmic reticulum membrane. Gene Ontology annotation, biological process: cellular response to misfolded protein. The record is from RefSeq and is a predicted model, not a curated record.
GCUGCUCCUAUGAGUUGGACUACAAUGACCAGCAUGCCCCGCGCUUCUCGCCCCGUCCCUUUCAGCCUCGGGCGCUGGGGAGGCUCCGCAGACCUGCUGAUUGGGAACCGAUAUGGCUGCGACUCUGGGCAGCGGAGAGCGCUGGACCGAAGCUUACAUUGAUGCAGUUAGAAGAAACAAAUACCCAGAAGAUAGACUUCCUGAAAGUCAUGAUCCCUGUGGGUGCUGUAACUGCAUGAAAGUGCAAAAGGAAAAGAAGUCUGAGCAUGAGUGGAAUGCAACCCGACAGAGUGAGGGAAGUGCCACUUACACUGAGGAACAGCUGCUCGGGGUACAAAGGAUCAAGAAAUGCAGAAAUUACUAUGAAAUUCUAGGAGUUUCUCGAAAUGCCAGUGAUGAAGAGCUUAAGAAAGCUUACCGAAAACUCGCCCUGAAAUUUCACCCUGACAAGAAUUGUGCUCCUGGAGCAACUGACGCUUUCAAAGCAAUAGGAAAUGCCUUUGCAGUCCUGAGCAAUCCUGACAAGCGACUCCGCUACGAUGAAUAUGGAGAUGAACAGGUGACUUUCACUGCCCCUCGAGGCAGACCUUAUAAUUAUUACAGGGACUUCGAAGCUGACAUCACUCCAGAAGAGCUAUUCAAUGUCUUCUUUGGAGGACAUUUUCCUACAGGAAACAUUCAUAUGUUUUCAAAUGUGACAGAUGACAGCCACUAUUACCGCCGGCGGCACCGACAUGAGCGGAUGCAGACACGGAAGGAAGAAGAAGAAGAAAAGCCUCAGACCACGUAUUCUGCAUUUAUUCAGUUACUUCCAGUUCUUGUGAUUGUGAUUAUAUCUGUCAUUACUCAGCUGCUAGCUGCUAAUCCCCCAUACAGUCUAUUCUAUAAAUCGACCUUGGGCUACACCAUCUCUAGAGAAACACAGAACCUGCAGGUGCCUUACUUUGUGGAUAAAAACUUUGAGAAGGCCUACAGAGGAGCAUCUCUCCGUGACCUGGAGAAGACGAUAGAGAAGGAUUACAUUGAUUACGUCCAGACAAGUUGUUGGAAGGAGAAACAACAAAAGUCGGAAUUGACAAAUUUGGCAGGAUUAUACAGAGAUGAACGACUGAAACAGAAGGCAGAGUCGCUGAAACUUGAAAACUGUGAAAAACUUUCCAAACUUAUUGGCCUGCGCAGAGGUGGCUGAGAGGAUGCUAG